Numida meleagris (helmeted guineafowl) is the source of this 5161-nucleotide messenger RNA. Its product is annotated as myosin-7-like. Gene Ontology annotation, cellular component: myosin complex. The annotation marks the transcript as partial. Gene Ontology annotation, molecular function: cytoskeletal motor activity; ATP binding. The record is from RefSeq and is a predicted model, not a curated record. The transcript is spliced from 24 exons. NCBI's taxonomy places the organism in Eukaryota, Metazoa, Chordata, Aves, Galliformes, Numididae.
CCAGACCUCCUGGAGAAGUCGCGGGUCAUCUUCCAGCUGAAGGCCGAGCGGAACUACCACAUCUUCUACCAGAUCCUCUCCAACAAGAAGCCCGAGCUUCUGGACAUGAUGCUGGUGACCAACAACCCCUACGACUACGCCUUCAUCUCCCAAGGAGAGACCACGGUGCCGUCCAUCGACGACGGCGAGGAGCUGCUGGCCACGGACAACGCUUUCGACGUGCUGGGCUUCACCCCGGAGGAGAAGAGCUCCAUCUACAAGCUGACGGGCGCCAUCAUGCACUUCGGCAACAUGAAAUUCAAGCAGAAGCAACGGGAGGAGCAGGCGGAGCCGGACGGCACCGAAGAGGCGGACAAGUCGGCUUACCUAAUGGGGCUGAACUCGGCCGACCUCCUCAAGGGGCUGUGCCACCCCCGGGUGAAGGUGGGCAACGAGUACGUCACCAAGGGGCAGAACGUCCAGCAGGUGAUCUACGCCGUCGGGGCCCUGGCCAAGGCCGUCUAUGAGAAGAUGUUCAACUGGAUGGUGACCAGGAUCAACAACUCGCUGGAGACCAAGCAGCCUCGCCAAUAUUUCAUCGGCGUCCUGGACAUCGCCGGCUUCGAGAUCUUUGACUUCAACAGCUUCGAGCAGCUCUGCAUCAACUUCACCAACGAGAAGCUGCAGCAGUUCUUCAACCACCACAUGUUCGUGCUGGAGCAGGAGGAGUACAAGAAGGAGGGCAUCGAGUGGGAGUUCAUCGACUUCGGCAUGGACCUCCAGGCCUGCAUCGAUCUCAUUGAGAAGCCGAUGGGGAUCAUGUCCAUCUUGGAGGAGGAGUGCAUGUUCCCCAAGGCCACGGAUAUGACCUUCAAGGCCAAACUCUUCGACAACCACUUGGGCAAAUCGGCCAAUUUCGGGAAACCCCGCAACAUCAAGGGAAAGCCGGAAGCUCACUUCGCCCUCGUGCACUACGCGGGCACGGUGGACUACAACAUCAUCGGCUGGCUGCAGAAGAACAAGGAUCUCCUCCAGGAGAAUCUCAACAAGCUGAUGACCAACCUCCGCUCUACCCACCCCCAUUUCGUCCGCUGCAUCAUCCCCAACGAGACCAAGUCUCCUGGUGUGAUGGACAACCCCCUGGUGAUGCACCAGCUCCGCUGCAAUGGGGUGCUGGAGGGCAUCCGCAUCUGCCGCAAGGGUUUCCCCAACCGCAUCCUCUAUGGGGACUUCCGUCAGAGGUACCGCAUUCUGAACCCCACGGCCAUCCCCGAGGGGCAGUUCAUCGACAGCCGCAAGGGCGCCGAGAAACUCCUGGGGUCCCUCGAUAUCGAUCACAACCAGUACAAAUUUGGGCACACCAAGGUGAGGGCCGGCGGGUCUCAGUUCUCUGCGGUGCCACCAUCCACUUGUCCACCUACAGCGCCAUGCCGUGUGGCCCUGAACCCGUGCAUUCAAUCCUUCCAUGCAGCCCAACCCAACCCGACUACUGACCCAUCCAUCCAACCCAACCCAACCCAACUACUGACCCUUCCAUCUCACCCAACCCAACCACUGACCCUUCCAUCUAACCCAACCAUUGACCCGUCAGUCCAAAGAAAACCAACCUUCAAUUCUUCCAUCCAAUCCAACCAUCAGUCCUUCAUUCCAAACGAAACCAAUGUUCAACCCUUCCUCACAACCCAAAACACUGACCCUUCCAUCCAAACCCAACCACUGACCCUUCCAUCCAUCCAACCAACGAUGAAGGAGGAAUUCGGGCGCCUGAAGGAGGCCCUGGAGAAGUCGGAGGCGCGUCGGAAGGAGCUGGAGGAGAAGAUGGUCUCCAUGCUGCAGGAGAAGAACGACCUCCAGCUGCAAGUGCAGGCCGAGCAAGACAAUCUUGCCGACGCUGAGGAGCGCUGUGAUCAGUUGAUCAAGAACAAGAUCCAGCUGGAGGCCAAGGCGAAAGAGAUGUUGGAGAGGUUGGAGGAAGAGGAGGAGAUGAAUGCUGAGCUGACGGCCAAGAAGAGGAAGCUGGAGGAUGAGUGUUCGGAGCUCAAGAAGGACAUUGAUGACCUGGAGCUGUCGUUGGCCAAAGUGGAGAAGGAGAAACAUGCCACAGAGAACAAGGUCAAGAACCUCACAGAGGAGAUGGCCGGGCUGGAUGAGACCAUUGUCAAGUUGACCAAGGAGAAGAAGGCCCUUCAGGAGUCCCACCAGCAAACGCUGGAUGACCUGCAGGCUGAGGAAGACAAGGUCAACACCUUGACAAAGGCCAAAGUGAAGCUGGAGCAGCAAGUGGAUGAUCUUGAGAGCUCGCUGGAGCAGGAGAAGAAGAUCCGGAUGGACCUGGAACGAGCCAAGAGGAAACUGGAAGGGGACUUGAAGCUGGCCCAGGAGAGCAUCAUGGACCUGGAGAAUGACAAGCAGCAGCUGGAGGAGAGGCUGAAAAAGAAAGACUUUGAGCUCAAUGCACUCAACGCUCGAAUUGAGGACGAGCAAGCAAUUGCUGGCCAGCUUCAGAAGAAGCUCAAAGAGCUCCAGGCACGAAUCGAGGAACUGGAGGAGGAGCUGGAGGCGGAGCGGACGGGCCGGGCCAAAGUGGAGAAGCUGCGCUCGGAUCUGUCACGGGAGCUGGAGGAGAUCAGCGAGCGGCUGGAGGAGGCGGGUGGUGCCACCUCAGUGCAGCUCGAGCUCAACAAGAAGCGGGAGGCCGAGUUCCAGAAGCUGCGGCGCGACCUGGAGGAGGCGACGCUGCAGCACGAGGCCACGGCUGCGGCCCUGCGCAAGAAGCACGCCGACAGCGUGGCUGAGCUGAGCGAGCAGCUCGACAACCUGCAGCGCGUCAAGCAGAAGCUGGAGAAGGAGAAGAGCGAGCUGAAGCUGGAGCUGGAUGACGUCAGCUCCAACAUGGAGCAGCUCAUCAAGGCCAAGGCCAACCUGGAGAAGAUGUGCCGCACCACGGAGGACCAGAUGAACGAACACCGCAGCAAGUCGGAGGAGGCACAGCGCAUGGUCGUUGACCUCAGCACCCAGCGAGCCAAGCUCCAGACGGAGAACGGUGAGCUCUCGAGGCAGCUGGAGGAGAAGGAAGCCUUCAUCAACCAGCUGAUGCGCGGGAAACUCACCUACACCCAGCAGCUGGAGGACCUGAAGAGGCAGCUGGAGGAGGAGGCCAAGGCAUGGAGGGCUUCGGAGGGCUGGUUUGGGGGGGAGUCCCGGUCCCUCAGUACUGAGCUCUUCAAGCUGAAGAACGCCUAUGAGGAAUCGCUGGAGCACCUGGAGACCUUCAAGAGGGAGAACAAGAACCUCCAAGAGGAGAUCUCGGACCUGACGGAGCAGCUGGGAGCCAGCCACAAGACCAUCCAUGAGCUGGAGAAGGUCCACAAGCAGCUGGACGCUGAGAAGCUGGAGCUGCAAGCGGCGCUGGAGGAGGCUGAGGCGUCCCUGGAGCAUGAGGAGGGGAAGAUCCUGAGGGCCCAGCUGGAGUUCAACCAAGUGAAGGCAGACUACGAGCGCAAGCUGGCGGAGAAGGAGGAGGAGAUGGAGCAGGCCAAGCGCAACCACCUGCGGGUCGUGGACUCGCUGCAGACGUCGCUGGAUGCCGAGACGCGGAGCCGCAACGAAGCGCUGAGGCUGAAGAAGAAGAUGGAGGGCGACCUCAAUGAGAUGGAGAUCCAGCUGAGCCACGCCAACCGCGUCGCAGCUGAGGCCCAGAAGCAAGUCAAGACGUUGCAGGGCUACCUCAAGGACGCCCAAUUACAGCUGGAUGACGCGUUGCGGGCUAACGAGGACCUGAAGGAGAACAUCGCCAUCGUGGAGCGGCGGAACAACCUCCUCCAGUCGGAGCUGGAGGAGCUGCGUGCAGCGCUGGAGCAGAGCGAGCGGGCUCGCAAGUUGGCUGAGCAGGAACUGAUCGAGGCCAGCGAGCGCGUCCAGCUCCUCCACUCCCAGAACACCAGUCUCAUCAACCAGAAGAAGAAGAUGGAGGCCGACAUCUCCCAGCUGCAGACGGAGGUGGAAGAAGCAAUCCAGGAGUGCCGGAACGCUGAGGAGAAGGCCAAGAAAGCCAUCACCGAUGCGGCCAUGAUGGCGGAGGAGCUGAAGAAGGAGCAGGACACGAGUGCCCACCUGGAGCGGAUGAAGAAGAACAUGGAGCAGACCAUCAAGGACCUGCAGCUGCGGCUGGAUGAGGCGGAGCAGUUGGCCCUCAAGGGUGGCAAGAAGCAGCUGCAGAAGCUGGAGGCGCGCGUGCGGGAGCUGGAGAACGAGCUGGAGGCGGAGCAGAAGCGCAACGCCGAGAGCGUCAAAGGGCUGCGCAAGUCGGAGCGGCGCGUCAAGGAGCUCAGCUACCAGGUGGGACAGCACGGCACAGCUGUGGGCAAAAGGGAAGAGGUGACGUGGAACGUUGCCCGCUUGAGACAGAGGGACACAGUGGGGCUGAGAAAGUGGCUGACCUGGUGGCUGCUGGGACGAGCGGCCUAGAACACGGUUGACCUGGUGGCUGUUGGGACAUGGGUGACACAAAACUUAGAUCUGGUGUCUGUAGGCACAUGGGAGACCUAGAGCACAAUUGACCUGGUGGCUGUAGGGACAUGGGGGACCUAGAACACAGCUGAACUGGUGGCUCUAGGGACUUGGGUGACAUAAAACAUAGACACGGUGGCUGUAGGGACAUGGGUGACACAAAACAUAGAUCUGGUGUCCGCAGGAACACAGGUAACCUAGAACACAGUUGACCUGGUGACUGUAAGGAUACAGGCAACACAAAACAUAGACCUGGUGGCCACAGGGACAUGGGUGACCUAGACCAAAUUUGAGCUGGUGGCUGUAGGGACAUAGGUGACCUAGAACACGGUUGACCCAGUGUCUGUAAGGACACAGGUAACACAAAACAUAGAUCUGGUGGCCACAGGGAUAUGGCUGACCUAGAACAUGGCUGACCUGGUGGCUGCAGGGACAAGGAUGACACAAAACAUAAACCUGGUGGCCACAGCAACAUGGGGGACCUAGAACAUGGCUGACCUGGUGGCUGCAGGGACAUGGGUGAUUUAGAAUAUGGCUGAACCAGUGUCUAUAAUGACACAGGUAACACAAAACAGACAUGGUGACCACAGGGACAUGGGUGACCUAGAACAUGGUUGACCUGGCGGCUGUAGGGCCACAGAUGACCUAGAACAUGAGUGACCAUGACCAUCUU